AUUUCUUUUUUUUUUUAACAGCAACGGACAGUUUGCUGGUUCGCUAGCACGAACAGUUUUGUUACUACUAUUUACUUUCCCGUUGAAUAAAGCUUAGCUAAUAAUAGUGGGCACAUAUUGCCCAAGUUUAGCGGAGCUGAUUAAACGCGUUGUUGGAGAGCUAGCGGGUUUUUAUAGAAGGUCUACGCUGUACCUGUUUUUUUCUCCUGAUCUAAGGCAGCUAACCAGCAAGCUUACAAGUUGAGUAGCAAGCGUCUAGCUAGCUAACUAUGCACAGUUUCUGAAGUCGAAAGGAGGGACAACGCCUGUUCCUAUGAAACCGUCUUUGUAGUAUAUACCUGUUUUAAUAACGUGUUACCCGGACUAUUUUUGAUAUUACCGUCUAAAUGGCAAUUUUAUUAUCGUGGGAACAUUUCGAAAAGUAGCUAUACUUCAGUGUAUUGCGCUGCUCCCUCCCAUGUGUUGUUGCCAACGCCUUUUUUCGUCUUUGCUGUGGUUUACUCAGGCUGGCAGGGAGCUAGCAGUAGCAAGAUAGCUUCUUUUGGCUAAUUGCAGUUUUCAUACCGGAGUAAUUGAUUUGCUAAAACACUGCUUCUUAGGUGUAGCGUACUAAUAGACUAGUUAGGUAAUUUAUUUCAAAAUGGGGUGUACACUGAGCGCCGAAGACAAAGCGGCAAUGGAAAGGAGUAAGAUGAUCGAUCGGAAUUUACGAGAAGACGGGGAAAAAGCUUCAAGGGAAGUCAAACUGCUUCUUCUAGGUGCUGGUGAAUCUGGAAAGAGCACAAUAGUAAAGCAGAUGAAAAUCAUCCACGAAGAUGGCUACUCAGAGGAAGAGUGCAAGCAGUACAAGGUGGUGGUGUACAGCAACACCAUCCAGUCCAUCAUCGCCAUCAUCCGGGCCAUGGGCAGGCUGCAGGUGGACUUCGGGGACGUGGCACGAGCGGACGACGCGCGACAGCUCUUCGUGCUGGCGGGCUCGGCGGAGGAAGGGGUCAUGACGGCGGAGCUGGCCGGGGUCAUCCGCCGCCUGUGGACCGACGGCGGCGUCCAGACCUGCUUCAUCAGAUCCAGAGAGUACCAGCUCAACGACUCCGCCUCAUAUUACCUCAACGACCUGGACAGGAUAUCCCAGCCGAGCUACAUCCCCACGCAGCAGGACGUCCUUCGCACCCGGGUCAAAACCACAGGCAUCGUGGAGACGCACUUCACCUUCAAAGAGCUCUACUUCAAGAUGUUUGACGUCGGGGGCCAGCGCUCGGAGAGGAAGAAGUGGAUCCACUGCUUCGAGGGCGUCACGGCCAUCAUCUUCUGCGUGGCCCUCAGCGACUACGACCUCGUCCUGGCGGAGGACGAAGAAAUGAACCGAAUGCACGAGAGCAUGAAGCUGUUCGACAGCAUCUGCAACAACAAGUGGUUCACGGAUACCUCCAUCAUCCUCUUCCUCAACAAAAAAGAUCUGUUUGAAGAUAAGAUCAAAAGGAGCCCGCUGACCAUCUGCUACCCAGAAUACGCCGGCUCAAACACGUACGAGGAGGCGGCGGCCUACAUCCAGUGCCAGUUUGAGGACCUGAACAGGCGGAAGGACACCAAGGAGAUCUACACGCACUUCACCUGCGCCACCGACACCAAGAACGUGCAGUUUGUCUUUGACGCCGUGACGGACGUCAUCAUCAAGAACAACCUGAAGGAGUGCGGCCUGUACUGAAGGCCUCCGCUCCUUCUCUUGCUGGUGCGUGCAGGUGCGUACAGGUCAGUGAAUCUGACCCACUUCUCACUCUUGCCCCGCCCCCUGCAGGUCACUCGUGACAGGGAGGCAUAACUAAUUGGAGGAGGACCAUUGUUACUGUCCGUGAGGAACAGCUACAGGUUUGAAAAGGAUGGACCAUUGUGAUGUCGUUGCCAUGACGCUUACAGGGGUUCUUGUGUUCUUCAGAGCCAAAUUGAGGAUAUUGGAUUGUUUGUAUUUUUCUUAAAAGGUCUUGUCAAAUGUGGAAAGCAUGGCGGGAGAGUACGGUGCAAAUAUGAUGGAAAAGCUCAAAUUCAGUGGGGUUGUGCUGUGACGCUCGUGCUUUCCUUUAUUGGACAUUAACCCACAUUUAAGCAGUUUGUUUUAAGCUGUCAGCAAAUAUGAAGAGAGAGAAAUGCCUGUAUGCCUAUCAGCAUUGAAGAAGCAUAUCUGUCUAUUUUCUCCACAACGACAUACGUUUGCUCUGUCUUUUUAAUUGUUUUAACUGUACUAUGCACAAUGACCAAACUUUCUGUAUUUUCUUUGUGUAAUUUUUUUUGGUUCAAAACACAAAGAUUUUAGACUGUUCAUGAAAGAGGGAGAUGGGUCUGUUAUUCCUCCAUGCAAGUAUUCCUUUUCCUUUGUAUUCCUUCAAAAAUGUCUUUUUCAUCUUGCUGUAAAUAGUCUUUUUUUCAGGAAUCAGCACUUAUUUAGCUUGUCACAGGCUCACAAAUCUUCUUAUUUUUAUUUUUUUGGCACAGUGAAUUGUGCUUCACCAUUUUACAUCCACCCAAUGGUUCUUUUACUGAAUUUCUAUAUCGGUUGCACUUUGAAAUUGAUAAAUAGAUGACCUGACAUUCCACGUUUAUUCUAAUCAUGUUGUGCUUUGCUGAAUUGUGAAACAGUGUGGUCUUUUAACCAAUUCACAGGUCCCCUAGAUUACACCACAUACGUCAGACCAAUUAGAUUAGAUGUAUCUAAAUUCUGUAGAUGGAAUCCUAAAGGAACUACUUUAUAUUAACUGAUAUUUUAUAUAUAUGGAGCUUGUCCACAUCAGCGAAAUUGAAUUCAAUUUUUGCCACAUGCCAUAGAUUAAUUGGAUGCAAAUAGUUUCUGAAAAUGUUGCAUUUAAAAUGAAAUCUCAGAUGUGAAACUUGGCCCAGUUUGCAUUGAAAAGAAAUUACAUUGGUAGUGUUGGUUCAGCAUUGUUGUGCCUUUUUAAAAGAGAAUUUUAUUGGACAGAACACUUACUUUUAUCUCUGUGAACAAUAGAAUUGGUGUUCGCAUUUUGACUUUUUUAAAAUUUAGUUUUAAGGGACUCAUGUUCAUAGUAGUUUUUUUGAGUCUGCUAAGCUGGUAGAAGAUCCAUUUUGUACCUUUAAAUACAUUUUUGAAAGAGCCAUUUGUAUUCAUGGACUGGUAGGAGGACUUGUGGUAUGCACCAUUCACUAGUAUUUAACAGAAAAAGUGUUUCCAAGUACCAAUUGUUAUUUACUGUAAUGACUUCCACCUCUCAGUACUUUCUUAUGUAUGAAUCUGGUGAUAUUUAUGGUUCUGUCGGUUUGAUUUUGUACAGAUUGUAUUGAUAUCUUGACCCUUAAAUGGUUGCGAUAAGCUUUUGUGCCGUUUCUUUUUAAAAUAAAAUUGGGUGAAGACA
Messenger RNA from Anguilla rostrata (American eel), 3383 nucleotides. Its product is annotated as guanine nucleotide-binding protein G(i) subunit alpha-3-like. NCBI's taxonomy places the organism in Eukaryota, Metazoa, Chordata, Actinopteri, Anguilliformes, Anguillidae. The coding region runs from base 641 to 1705 and encodes 354 amino acids. The record is from RefSeq and is a predicted model, not a curated record. Gene Ontology annotation, molecular function: G protein-coupled receptor binding; GTPase activity; G-protein beta/gamma-subunit complex binding. The transcript is spliced from 9 exons. Gene Ontology annotation, biological process: adenylate cyclase-modulating G protein-coupled receptor signaling pathway. Gene Ontology annotation, cellular component: heterotrimeric G-protein complex.